AGGACAGUGACGUUGGUGCAAGUAAGACAGUCACCUGACAAGUAUUUGUCAGCUGAUGUCAGAUCCCUCAGCGAUUUGCCUUUAAUUUGUGUAAAUUGCAUCUUUUUCUUUCAACAUGGCACUACAUUCAGCAGCUAAAGGAAAACUGAUUGCUGUAAUUGGAGAUGAAGACACUUGUGUCGGUUUCUUAUUGGGAGGUGUUGGUGAAAUCAACAAAAACCGCCAACCCAAUUUUAUGGUUGUUGACAGGAAUACUAGCAUAAGUGAAAUCGAAGAGUGCUUCAAACGAUUUGUGAAAAGAGAUGACAUUGACAUCAUUCUCAUUAACCAGAAUGUUGCUGAAAUGGUGAGACAUUGCAUUGACAGUCACACACAGCCUGUGCCUGCUGUUCUUGAAAUUCCAUCUAAGGACCAUCCUUAUGAUGCAAGCAAAGAUUCUAUUCUACGUAGAGCGAAGGGCAUGUUCAACCCUGAUGAUGUCUGAAGUUCAUGCAUACACUGCCAACAUUCCAUGUAAUUGCUCCUUUUACCUACGUGGGAACGGUCCACUCCAUCUGUAAUAUAAUAUUCCUCUUUAGAUGCAUUUUCUUUUUCAAAAAAAGAAAAGAAUGGUUGCUUCAGUAUUAUGCUGAUUAUGUUUUGUGAUGCACACAUUGUCUAAUAUUUCAGACAAUACUUUUAGACAUAAUGAUGUAUCUAAUUUGUUUUUCAGUUAUUUUGGCGAAGGACAUUAAUGUGUUGUCCACUCAUACUGUAAUGCUGUGUAGAACUUAGGUUGUUUGUUGAUUCAUAAAAUUAUAUUGUUAUUGUGGAAAUUAUUAAAAAUGAAAUUUGAUUCAUUCGAA
Frankliniella occidentalis (western flower thrips) is the source of this 845-nucleotide messenger RNA. It is a transcript of the gene Vha14-1, whose product is annotated as V-type proton ATPase subunit F. NCBI's taxonomy places the organism in Eukaryota, Metazoa, Arthropoda, Insecta, Thysanoptera, Thripidae. The record is from RefSeq and is a predicted model, not a curated record. Bases 116 to 484 code for a protein of 122 amino acids. Gene Ontology annotation, molecular function: proton-transporting ATPase activity, rotational mechanism. The transcript has 5 exons. Gene Ontology annotation, cellular component: proton-transporting V-type ATPase, V1 domain; membrane. Gene Ontology annotation, biological process: proton transmembrane transport.